AUGAAAACAUUGUUCUUUAUCCUGCCCUGCUAACAAGUUGGGCAUAUUCUGCGCACCUCUUAUAUGUAACUUUUGACACCCAUUAACGAAUCGAAAUGGCCGCCGCCGGAGCACAAUAUGCCUUACAGACAGGCUUGACCUUUGGUAUGUCAGCAACAGAGGGCAUACACUCACCUCACCCCAAGCCAGUGGACCCAAAGUACAGCGAAGAUGAGUACGUAUUGCCGGCAUCCGUCACCCCGGAUGCCAAUGCCCGUAUAGCACUGCGCGGGAAAAAUCAGGAUGUCCUCGUUCCUUAUAUUUGUAUCGGGGCUUGGUCCUGGGGAGAUAAGGCUACCUGGAAGUACAACGCCGUCAAUGACCUCCCCCGCAUUAUGGAAGCCUGGGAAAAGCUGCAAGGCGCCGGGUUGACCUUUGUUGACACGGACCAAGCGUACGGAGACGGUGAGAGCGAGCGUAUCUGCGGUCAGCUAUUCAAGAAGAUGCCGCGGGAAAACUUUGUGAUCCAGACCAAAUGGAAGGCCUGGGGCAAUUUGACGAGUACGCUACUUCAAUCCCGCGGGCCACACCACGAUCUCCAAUCGUCAUUGAAUAAUCUCGGACUUGACCAUGUGGACAUCUACAUGGUCGAUGGACCCAUCCAUCUCAAUAUGAUCUCGACAGUGGCCAAAGGACUCGCUGAGUGCGUGAACACCGGCAAGGCCAAGGUAGUCGGAGUCGCCAACUACAGCAAAGAAGAGAUGAUAAAAAUGGCCGAUGAACUCGCAUCUCACGGCGUCCCCCUUGCCGUGAACCAAUGCGAGUACUCCGUCAUCAGACGGCACCCGGAGACAUCAGGAUUAAUCCGCGAAUGCCAUAGUCGCGGAAUCGUUUUCCAGGGCUACGCCGCUCUGGCUGAAGGCCGCCUAACGGGCAAGUACUCGCGGUUCAACGAGCCUCCACGCACGUAUCGUUUCAGCAGCUAUCCCAUGCAUAUGCUCGAUCCGACCCUUAACGUCCUGCAGCGGAUCUCCGAGGAUAGACAGGUUCCAAUGGCUGCUGUGGCGCUGAACUUCAACAUCAACAAGGGAGUUUUGCCGGUGGCUGGGGUUCGUAGCGCCGCGCAGGCUGUGCAGAAUAUGCAGGCACUGGGAUGGCGAUUAACUCCUGACGAGAUGCGGGAGAUUGAGAAGGUUAGCCUUGAGGGAGCUACAACUGUCAUAUCCAACAAACCCUCCGCCAUCGGGGUUGGCGCAUCGCUUCCCCAGCCUACCGUCUCUCUCCGCGAGAAUAAGAUCGAAGCCACCUUGCCAACCGGCGAAUCCGUCACGGUUCACCUGUUUGGUGCCACAGUGACAUCCUGGAAACUUGCCAAUGGUCAGGAGCAAUUGUUCGUGAGCGAAAAGGCUCAUCUGGAUGGUUCAAAGCCUAUCCGCGGUGGAAUUCCAGUUGUCUUCCCUGUCUUUGGCACCUCGCAGAACCACGCUACAUCCUCAUUGCCCCAGCACGGCUUCGCCCGGAAUUCGAACUGGGAGUUUCUCGGCAAAUCCUCUUCGGAAUCCCUGGGGAAGAACCGGAAAGAGGGUGAUGACUCCGUUAAGCUCGACUUUGGACUUUCGCAUACGUUGCUGAGCGAGGAAUUCCGCAAAGCGUGGUCACACGAGUUUGCGCUCGUGUACAGCGUCACACUGGGCAAGGAGGGAUUGAGAACGUCGCUGCAAGUGCAGAACAACGGUAGCGAGAACUUUGAGUUCCAGGUCUUGAUGCAUACCUAUCUGAGCAUUGAGGACAUCUCCAAGAUCCGCGUCAACAACCUCGAAUCCAAGACCUACGUCGACAAGGUCCAGAACGCAACCACCCACACCGAAAGCCACCCCGCUCUACCUAUCACCGGCGAAACAGACCGUAUCUACCAGGCCCUGGAUCCCACAGUCCCGAUCAUCGUCUCGUCUACAGAUGGUAACAAGCCGCUCUUCUCCAUUACCCGCGAGGCCUUGAACGAUGUCGUGGUCUGGAACCCUUGGAUCGAAAAGACCAAGGCGAUUUCUGAUCUCGGCCCCGACGAGGUGUACCAGAAGAUGAUUUGCGUUGAGGCUGGUUCUGUCGCGGGAUGGCAGGCGCUAGAGGCUGGUGACUCCUGGGAGGGUGGACAGUUGAUUCGGGCUGGACUGUGAUGGUCAACUGUCGAUGCUUAUGCUUAUGAUAAUGAUGUCUCUGAUGACUACUGGG
Molecule: messenger RNA, 2208 nt
Organism: Aspergillus glaucus CBS 516.65
Lineage: Eukaryota; Fungi; Ascomycota; Eurotiomycetes; Eurotiales; Aspergillaceae
Exons: 4
Coding region: 96-2153 (685 amino acids)
Biological process (GO): carbohydrate metabolic process
Molecular function (GO): carbohydrate binding; isomerase activity; oxidoreductase activity
Source: RefSeq, a predicted model, not a curated record